Molecule: messenger RNA, 2070 nt
Organism: Penicillium brevicompactum
Lineage: Eukaryota; Fungi; Ascomycota; Eurotiomycetes; Eurotiales; Aspergillaceae
Product: Zn(II)2Cys6 transcription factor
Exons: 3
Coding region: 1-2070 (689 amino acids)
Biological process (GO): positive regulation of transcription by RNA polymerase II
Cellular component (GO): nucleus
Molecular function (GO): DNA-binding transcription factor activity, RNA polymerase II-specific; zinc ion binding; transcription cis-regulatory region binding
Source: RefSeq, a predicted model, not a curated record
AUGAGGGGCGACAUGGCGAAUUCACAGUCGUCCCAGGCCCUGGCGGGCUUCUUAGACUCCAUGCAGGAUCCAAAUGCCUCUGCAUACUCUUUAUUGGGUCCGACAGAGUACCCCGAAAGCGUGGCAUUCUGGCACGACCCCUCCGCCCCGACGAUGAGAGUAGCGCCCUCAUAUCAGGCAGCCCUCCCGCUCGCAGAUCACAAAAAACACAAGCGCACCCGCAGUGGAUGCUUCACCUGUCGUUCACGCCGGAUCAAAUGCGACGAGAAUCGCCCCGUCUGUGAACGCUGUAGGAAGGGCAGUCGGGACUGUGUCUAUCCCUCCCCCUCGCCAUCCGCUUCCAAAUCCGGCGCCAGAUCGGUCAAGUCGCGCGCCAAUCGUCCUCCCUCGCAAGGUAGUGAUUCCUCUGGAAAGGUGGAAGUCGACCCUGUCAGUCCGUUGGAACCCAUCCUCGACGAGGAGGAACCCGAUGCCACAUCGGAUUCCCGACCGUCGCCCAUCAUCCCCAGCACACGACCCUUGCAUAAAUCUCGGAGCACACAGUCUCUGCGGAAACCAUCCCGACAGACCACGGAGGCGCCCUUUGUGAAAGAACAGAGUAGUUCACCGUCCGCGGAGUCGUCGCGGAUGGAGUCGAUGAGCGUGCGCUCAGGCAGCAUCGGACAUUCCACGGCGGAACUGAUCAACAAUGCGCGUUUGUCGGAUGAUCUGCGCUUCUAUUUAAAUUUCCAUCAGGAAUUCAUGACCACUCCACACUUCUUCCUGCGACAGAGCUGUUUCCACUUUGUCCAUCACAGUCUGAUCGAGCUCGCUUUACAGUAUGAACCUCUUCUAUACGCUUUGGUGGGCUUUUCGGCCUAUCAUCACAGCUUGCACAAUGAGGGCAAGCUCUCUACAUUCCUCAAAUAUUACAACAAGGCAUUGAUUCUCCUGCGGAAAUCCCUGGGCUCUGGGGAACCACACACCGAGGCUACGCUCUGCACCGUACUCGUGUUGACCACCACCGAGGAAUACAUCGGCGAUUGGAUGAAUCUGAUCGACCACCAUCGAGCGGCCCACGCACUGGUGCGAGAGCUGCUGACACCGGAGUCAUCGAACUUGAACGAUUUACAUACGAACAUCUUCCUAUGGUACGCACGAUUCGACGUCGUCGUAGGGAUUCUAGCCGGCACCGAGACGGUCCUCAGUCGAGAUUGGUACCUAGCGAAGGAACAGCACGAUGCCGAACAAGCCGCCCUGUACCCAGACGACCCAUCCAAACAACUCGAGCUCGUGGGAUCGAUCAACCGUCGCUUCGGAUUGGACAUGGCUUCCCUCUACGCGAAAUUGUCCCGUGGCAUGAUAUCCAUGGAGCAAUUCGCGAUCCAGAACGACCUGCUGGGCCAAUGGUUAGAGCAAGCGAAGAUCAUCCUAAGGGGAUUCGACGACUAUGAGUACAAGGUGCAGGAAUACCCACACAACCAGCCUUUGACGGAAGACGAUAUCACAGAUCCCUAUACGCCAGGUGGGUUACACCGGGGCGCCCUGUGGGAUUUCAACUACGCCUGGAUCGACAUCCUCUCCACGGAGACAAUGUACAAAUUCCAAACCAUGCAGGUCCUCCAACAACCUCUCCUCCAGGAAUUGCAGGAAUUGGCUCAGGAGCAGUGCCGAUUGAUUGAGACGAUGGUUCGUUGGCCGUACAAAGAGAAUGGAUUUUGCAUUAUGUUCAAAAACAGCAUUGGAAUGGCGAGCAUGUUCCUUCCGAAAGACCACAAACAUCAGAUGUGGUCACGGCGGAAGAUGGCCAUGAUGGAACAAAAUGGAUACAUUAUUCCCCCUUCGUUCCGCAUGGCUCUUUCUGCGAUCUGGCAUGCACCAGAGGUCAACCACUGGUGGCUCCCUAAUGAAGAGGGAUACACGAACAUCGUCCGCGAAAUCCGCGAAUUGACAGCCGAGCGCUCGGCGCAGCCGCGAGACGAGCUCCGUGAGAACGUUCGCGAUAUGAAGACUCUCUUCGGGAGACUCAACAUGAACGAUUUUGAAGAUGGAAGCAGCCCUACCAGCACGAACAGCAGUCAUCAUCCCUAA